Molecule: messenger RNA, 2028 nt
Organism: Neoarthrinium moseri
Lineage: Eukaryota; Fungi; Ascomycota; Sordariomycetes; Amphisphaeriales; Apiosporaceae
Exons: 2
Coding region: 1-2028 (675 amino acids)
Source: RefSeq, a predicted model, not a curated record
AUGAGACUCAAGAAGCCUUUCAAGGGACGCAGCAAAUUGGACGGCGUGGAAACUCUCAGUAGCGAGCCAUCUUCUCCCAAGAUGUUCGUGGAUCCGAAAGACCUUGACCCGCUUCAAAUGCAACCCGGAGAUGAGGAUCGGAACACGGCGUCAACUGAAGAUGGCAAUGGUUUGGAUCUUUCCAGGGUUAAUACAGACCCCGUGAACGACAGGAAACCAUUCCAUGUUCAGCCACUACAACUCAACAACGAGAAAAAACUGAACUACCCUUGGUCCGAAGCACAAUCUGGUAUUGGGCUAGACCUUGCGGGAAAAGACAGCGAGCUGCACCGCAAGGCAGUCUCAACCACCCAAGAAAGUCUGGAAGCGUUGGUUUUGUCUGGCAGACCGACACUGUAUACUUCUCAGCAAGGCCUCAAGCAGGGACCUAUCAACCCUUCGCAGCCACCAAAAGCACGCGGCAAUGGCAUAUCGCCCCAGAGCAGUUGGCCGAAAGAUCAGAACAAAAUACAAGACUCCAUGAGCUCACAGCUGACUCGUGUUCCCUUGGUGCGCAACGACUCAAGUUACACAGUCAAGACGGUAGCUGAGGUCAUGACUGGACCGGAUAUGCCUGGACACAUUUUCACACACGGGUCGGCAGAGGUCGAUUCCAAAACGAAGAAUGCCUCAGUCCGAGUCAUAGAAGACGUGUCUGCGGUGAGCUACCCCUCGGGUCCGCGCCAAACCAACCCUACGCAUGGGCCAGCGAUGGUUCACCAGGCUGCCAUGAUCUCGACCAGCAGCAAGACACGUGACACAACGAUCAUCGUCACAGAUACGGUCUGUGACACGUGCAACGGCCUUGAGUCCAACGUUCGCAAGCAGAGUAUGGCCUUGAAGGACUUGGAGAAGGUCAUAGAAGAACUUGAGGGCCAGAACAAAGAACUAAAGCGACAGAUCCAAGAGAAAGGAGCAACAGAAACAAGCCUGAAGCACAUAGAAGAACACUACCUCGCCCAGAUAGCCGAGCUGGAGCAAUCCAAUGAAUGGCUUCGAAAUAAGGUCUCAGAGCAGGCGCUUCCGACUGGAAGGCAGGCGAUCCCGGGUGUUGGUCUCCUUCCGGAUAGCGACAUCACAGAGAGGUGGCGAAAGCUGUCCUGGAAUAUGCGCCAACAUGUCAGCAGCAACGUGGUCAUGCCCUCAAAGUAUCCCGUCUACGGCGAAAGUCGACUUGCUGUUCUGAACAAGAUCACGCCAACAUAUACCCUCUUCUUGCGGUCUAAGAACGACCGCAUAGAUCUGGCUCAGGCAGUCAUCUGGGACUACCUGGCAAAUUACGUGUUUGCGUCACGUACCUGCUCAAGCUGGGGAUAUGGGUCUGGCAAAUUCAGUGACCAACUCAAACCUAUGACUGACAGUGUCUCGGCCGGCCACCGGCAAGACCGCAAUUUCCACCUUUGGAGGAGUCAGACGGCGGCUCUCCUCGCCUCGUACGCGAAACCCGACGAUGUCCAAUCGCACGCGAGGAAACUUGUGGAGGACAUCGAGAAGGAUCUGAAGCACCUGCUGCAGAACUGGGGCAGCUGCCUGCGCAAGCAACUCUUUGGCCUCGUCAUGGACGCCAUCCAGCUCGACGUCGAACUCUCGCAGCAGAAGUCGUGGUGGUUCUGCGAGUACCCCGGGGUCUCGGACCGUCGCCAUCGCUACGACAUCGAGUUCCAGGGCGGAUUGAUGAAGGCGGUGAAUGGCAACAUCGACGAAGGUGCGACGCACGUGACGCUUAUGGUCUCGCCUGCUCUCAUGAAGGCGGGCAACUCGGCGGGAGACAACUACAACACGAUAGAGGUGAUCGUCGAGUGCUCGGUGCAUCGGGGCAACCCGCGAAUGCCGGUGGGCAAAGCGACCCCGGCGACUUCACAGGCGCUGGUGUCAGUGCGCCACGAUCCGAUGGCCUACCAAAAUGCCCUCCGGGACAAGAGGAAAGCUCAGAGCGAGGCGGAGAGCCAGACACUCGGCAGCAAGAUACUCAAGAGCAUGGGUAUAUAG